GGGCUUCAAAUAAUCAGUUUUAUGGGCUUUUUGAGAGAUAGAAAGCCCAUUAAUCUAACCAUAAAUUUCAGUAAUUUUACUCAUUUUCAUGUUUUUUUUUCAGGUUCUAGAUCAAUUUCCUUGAGGACUCUCGAAGAUUACAAGAUGGGGUUCAUAAUGGAAUUUGCGGAGAAUUUGGUGUUGCGAUUGAUGGAGGAUCCAAACGAGAGAGACAGGAAAGCGAGGGAGAGAUUGUACGAGCGGAAGGAGCAGUGCAAGAAGACUCUGGAGAUGCAUCGGUUGCCCCUGCGCCCCUAUGGCUUCUGGACAUUUGAGCGCCACAACGCUCAGAUCUUCUGGGAUGAGCAGAUUAGCAAUGUCCAAGGCCGCCGUGACCCUUACGACGAGCUCAUUGAGGAAUACUCCAAAUAAAUUGGUUUGCUCCUCAAUUUUUCUAUUAUAGCUUAAUUCCAAAUUUUCACACUUGCAUUGUUUGUGUGUUUAUAUACUUUAUAUCUGUGGCUCUUUAGGAAUAAAAUGAUGAUAGGUUUCUGAGUUACUGUAGUCCAUGAGAGAGGCUAAUAGAUAAUUAUAUUUCCUUAGCUCAAAACAGGCUAUAGAGGAUUUCUGUUGGGAUGAAGAUUAAGAAUUAAAAUGCAAGUGUGUGCGCGCGCUUUACUAACAUUUUAAGGUUGUGUUAUACUAGAUGGGUUGUUAUUUAUUGGAUGUGUUUACUACUUUACUUCAUGACAUAAAAGCUUGUUCCAACUGUAUCACGCCAUCUAUGAGUUCAAUAUAAGAUUCUGUUCUUGGCCUCCA
Salvia miltiorrhiza (redroot sage) is the source of this 798-nucleotide messenger RNA. RefSeq lists its product as uncharacterized. The transcript is spliced from 2 exons. Bases 22 to 411 code for a protein of 129 amino acids. Lineage: Eukaryota; Viridiplantae; Streptophyta; Magnoliopsida; Lamiales; Lamiaceae. The record is from RefSeq and is a predicted model, not a curated record.